Molecule: messenger RNA, 1054 nt
Organism: Manacus vitellinus (golden-collared manakin)
Lineage: Eukaryota; Metazoa; Chordata; Aves; Passeriformes; Pipridae
Gene: RAMAC
Product: RNA guanine-7 methyltransferase activating subunit
Exons: 4
Coding region: 427-783 (118 amino acids)
Biological process (GO): RNA 5'-cap (guanine-N7)-methylation
Molecular function (GO): RNA binding
Source: RefSeq, a predicted model, not a curated record
CGAACCGUGCGGGGAGCAGCGCCCGCUGCUCGGGAGGAGCUGCAGCGGGGGGUCCGCAGGGCAGCGCUACCCCCGCACCCCGAGCCGGGAUAGACUCGAGGAGCGAAAUUCCUUGGAGAUGACUUGUAAUAAAAACUAACGAGUUUGCAAAGUGAAUAGCGGUCCUGCCAGCAAAUCUUUGGGAGACAGCAGAAGAGCUUAAUCAGGAAAUCUACAGGCAAAGGCUUUAAAUACUCUAAAUUACCUGGGGUCGUUAAAACAGUGGGCGUAGAGCUCACUGUGUGUCUGCUAUUAGGGCCAGAUUUCUUCUGAUGGCCAGUACCAGAUAGCACCAAUGUCCGAAGAGCAAAUGCACAUAUAUAAAAAUAGGGAAACUAAGGCCUUAAACACAAAUUGCAUUAGAGAGGCAUAUUAUGAGUUUUCAGAAUGACUUCCUUGGCUGACAUGCCCCCGAAUUAUGAAACAAUGUUUGCUCAUCGAUUCACAUCAGAAGAUAAAGAAUACCAAGAAUACCUGAAACGUCCUGCAGACCCCCCUCCCAUAGUUGAAGAAUGGAGAAACAGAUCUGGUGGCAACCAGAGAAACAGAGAUCGGUUUCAAGAUGGCAGAUAUUUCAGAGGGGACAGGUACAACUGGCAAGGUGACUACAGAUCUAAUCAGAGGCCAGAAAGAGGUUGGGGUAAUAACUACCAGCAGCACAGACAAGGACAAUACGGCUCAUCCCACUACGGACAAUACGGCUACAACUCCUACAACCCAGGACCUCGUUACCAUCCCUACUGAUGUACCUGGGGAUUGAAAGUCCAGUAAUGCUAUGUAAUAAAUUCAGUUAGCUUUCAGUUUUUUUAUUUUUCCACAGUUUUACAGAUAACUGAAGAAUCAGUCCGUUGCUGUUUCUCUGUAGUGUGAAAUGAAAAAGGGAAUGCCUGUUACAAAUAAUAAAAGCGUAUUAUACAGAGUUUGUUUAGAGUCUGUAGAUUUUAGAUUAAAUUUCUAUCUCGUCCUUUUGUCUGAAUAUGUACUAGUACACACCUUUUGUUCCACCACUGAGAUU